AAAUCAUAUGAAGAAGAGCAAUAUCUUAAGACUGGUCAUAAUGAAUGUGUUCAAGUAAUUGAACGUUUGCUCAUAAAGUAUAAGAAAGAGCUUGAACAAGCUCAAUCAAAUUAUAAUCAAAGACUGAAAGACCAAUAUUAUAGCUCUAAAAUAGAUCUUCAUGUAGAUAAAAUUUUAUAUCUGAUUUGUAAUCUGGAAAAUGAAAAUGCAAGUCUACUAAAGCAGACAAUUUCGUUACGACGAGAUAAUAUUUAUGAUCCCAAAGACGUUGAAUUGAUCAAACUAAAUGAAAAUUUGUCAAAAACUAUAGAUGAACUUAAAAAUGAGAAGGACACUAUAUUUGCCGUCAAGAGUGAGAAUAAUCAACUUUUGGCAAAAUUAAAACAAUUACAAAAAACCAAUCACACAACACAAACGAUAGGUGAUACUAAUAGUACUAUUAUAGAUGUAAUACCAACACAAAGCUUUAGAAAUUUAGAAGAGAAUAAGCAACUCUUUCUCGAAACGGUUACCCAAAAAUAUGAAGCUAUCUAUAACUAUUUAGGUUAUAAAAUUGAAAUUUUUGACGAUAAUGAUGUUUAUUUAACAUUAGUCGAAGAUGACGAUAAUAGUGAUAGUGAUAUGA
Molecule: messenger RNA, 625 nt
Organism: Cetraspora pellucida
Lineage: Eukaryota; Fungi; Glomeromycota; Glomeromycetes; Diversisporales; Gigasporaceae
Source: the annotation of a GenBank genome assembly